This is a messenger RNA of Dioscorea cayenensis subsp. rotundata (Guinea yam), 1720 nucleotides long. RefSeq names its product E3 ubiquitin protein ligase DRIP2-like. The record is from RefSeq and is a predicted model, not a curated record. The coding region runs from base 164 to 1489 and encodes 441 amino acids. Gene Ontology annotation, molecular function: ubiquitin-protein transferase activity. The transcript has 7 exons. Lineage: Eukaryota; Viridiplantae; Streptophyta; Magnoliopsida; Dioscoreales; Dioscoreaceae.
CUCUCUCUCUAUAUAUAUUAUAUACUUCGCAUCCUCGUCCCCAAUCCACUCGCUCUCCAAGGCCUCGCCGCCCCGCAUCUAUCCUCUCCUCCCCUCCAAGCUCCCAUCUUUGCCCUAGAUCCCACCGGUCAAUGCGUUCUGAGUCGUCUCCGGGACAUCAGGCAUGCAGCGCGGGCGGAGAGGCGGGCCAGUCACGCGUGAAGCUGCGGCAGCGGCAAGGGAACCGCCACCGCCAGUCGUCAGGGUGAGGAGAGACCUUGUGGCUGCUUGCAUGAUGUGCCCGCUCUGUCACAAACUCCUUCGUGAUGCCACCACCAUCUCCGAGUGCCUCCACACCUUUUGCAGAAAGUGUAUUCUUAAAAAACUCAACGAAGAGGAGGCAGAUUACUGUCCGAUCUGCAAUAUUGAUUUGGGUUGCAUCCCUGUUGAGAAGCUUAGGCCUGACCAUAACCUACAAGACAUAAGGGCUAAGAUUUUCCCAUUUAAAAGGCGAAAAGUUAAUGCACCUGAAGUUACACCUUCUUUCUCUUUUCCGGUCAUACGGAAGGAGCGAUCUCUAUCUUCAUUGGUGGUCAAUACACCAAGAAUAGCAACCCAGAACAGUUUGACAGGAAGGAGAUCUAAGGCUGUUGGUAGAAGAGCUGCUGCUAUGCGUGGCCCUAGUCCAACAGUUACCGAAGUCAAUAAAAAGGAGAAUGACAGUGAUGGACGGGCAGAGAACUCUAGUUCAUCUGAGACCCUGAGCAAGAUGACUCAAAAUAGAAGGCAGAACUUUGCAAAGGCAGAGUCAUCUGGCCAGACAAAUCAUCAAGAUUCAGAAAGUGGCAGGGAUCCUUUUAUUGAUAGGGCUGAGCUCUGGAAACCCUUGAAUUGUCUGGUUGAAGCCGCUAACAGAACAAAGGCACUUAAAUCAAGCAGCCCACAAUGCACUGUUGUGAAGGCAGAGCAAAUUAAUUUUCCAGAUAGUGAAGCAUAUUUCAAUAAAUUGAAAGUUAGGGAGCAUAUGAACAAAUCCAAUGUUCAAGAUGACAAGAAUGCCAGUGUCUCCACUACCCAAACAUUGGCCAGAUCAAGAAGAUUGAAUGGAGCUAGUCGGAGAAAGAAGGAGCUUGAGACAUCAGUCCAAGCACUAGUUGAUGCUGCUGGUAAACGUGAAAGGAGGAGGAGCCCAGUUUGGUUCUCAUUGGUUGCUUCCACUGACAAAGAAGGAGAUUGUCCAUUGCCCCAGAUCUCUGCAAGUUACUUGAGGAUUAGGGAUGGAAACCUGCCAGUUUCUUUCAUCCAAAAGUACCUUGUAAAGAAACUUGGUCUUGCGAGUGAAGCUGAGGUGGAAAUUACAUGCAGGGGGCAGUCAAUCAUUCCCACAAUGGCCCUGCACAACUUGAUAGAUCUUUGGUUGCGGUCGGGUUCUUCAAUAAAAGUCCCGGCAUUCCUUGGCACUUCAGCCAAGGAAUUCGUGAUGGUUUUAUCAUAUCGCCGUAAAGUCUAGUCCCUUUGAUUGCAUAUCCAAACAUGCAUUCCAAGAAAUGCUCGACAUCGUAUGACCAUUGAGCUUCGAAAUCAAGCAUUGUGUGCUACUAUUCAACCUAUUGUAUUCCCUUGUUUUUCAUUAUUUUUCAGUUUUCUUUUUAGAUACUAGGCAUCAGUUGCCCUCUUUUUUAAUCGGUUUUCGAGAAAGGGUUUUGUUUUUCCCUGCAUAAAUGUCUUUCUUUUUCUGAUU